GCCAAAGCUAAAAAUGAUAUGGGAUUUUGUGCCCGCAAAAGCACGAACACAGCCAUAACUAAAGCCAAGCGCUAGACAAACCAUACCAAAUUCCGAGGACUGUAUGCCAAGAUUUGGGACAAUUUUGUAGCAGGUCUUAAAUGGGUUAUUGGAGAUGGCAAGUCAAUCUCAUUCUGGUAUGAUAUAGGUCCCCAUGCUCAGUGUUGCUCAAUGCAUUGCCGUGAUUUGGCCUCCAUGUGGAUUAAACGGUGAAGACAAAGUCAUAUGGAGCAUAUUAAGAUUUUCUAUUUAAGAUGCCACAAUAUUCUUUGAGUGCAAUUGACAAGACUAUCCUUUAGUUUAUAUCAAGCUUUCUUCAGAAUAUGCAGAUAAAUUUGUUUUGUUUCUCCUUUUGUUACAAAGUCGUCUUGUAGUUUGAUAUAAAAAGAGGACACCGUGUUGGAGCCUUAAAGGGAGGAUUCCUGGUUGUCCUCGACCUAGACCUAGAUUUGGAGUAAGAGAGAGAAAGAGAGAUGCCGAAGAGAACAACGCACACGUACUCAAGCGAGAACGCAGUUCCCGAAGGACCAGACUCCGAACUCUUCGUCUACUACUGCAAGCAUUGUGGCUCUCACCUCCUCAUCACUGAUAACCAAUUGCAGAAAAUGCCGAAAAGGAAGACUGAUAGAGCUUAUGUAUUAGACAAGAAGAAACAUCUUGCAAGGCUCCAUAUGAAUGAGGCUGGAAAAGUUCUCCUGAAAAGAGGUGAAGGAAAAUUUGAGAAGCAAUUUCGCAUGAACUGCAUGGGCUGUGGGCUGUUUGUUUGCUAUCGAGCUGAAGAAGAUCUGGAAUCUGCUUCUUUUAUAUAUGUUGUUGAUGGUGCACUUAGCACAGUUGCCGCCGAAACUAACCCUCAGGAUGCUCCUGUGCCCCCUUGCAUAUCACAAUUAGGAGGACUUGUGCAGGUGGCCAUUGAGGUUGAAGACCGUGCACAAAGAUCAGCAAUAACAAGAGUGAAUGCUGAUGAUGUUCGAGUCACUGUAGCUGCCCCCGCUGCCCGUGGCGAAGCUAACAACGAACUUUUGGAAUUUGUGGGCAAGGUGUUAGGUCUGAAACUGAGCCAGAUGACUCUUCAAAGAGGAUGGAAUAACAAAUCAAAGCUGCUUGUUGUGGAGGAUCUGUCUGCUAGACAGGUGUACGAGAAACUACUGGAAGCAGCACAACCUUGAAGCAGCUGUAUUUUUAAUACAACAUAGAUUCGAAUUGUUUCAGCAAUUUCUUUUUAUGUCUGGUUAAUUUGUAAUGGUGUUUUUACUUCUAUACCUAAAACACUUAAAACAGACUUAUAAGAACAUUAAAGUAUUUUUAUAUGACUCA
Populus trichocarpa (black cottonwood) is the source of this 1356-nucleotide messenger RNA. RefSeq names its product UPF0235 protein At5g63440. The record is from RefSeq and is a predicted model, not a curated record. The transcript has 8 exons. The coding region runs from base 513 to 1208 and encodes 231 amino acids. NCBI's taxonomy places the organism in Eukaryota, Viridiplantae, Streptophyta, Magnoliopsida, Malpighiales, Salicaceae.